Messenger RNA from Durusdinium trenchii, 787 nucleotides. The record is from the annotation of a GenBank genome assembly. NCBI's taxonomy places the organism in Eukaryota, Dinophyceae, Suessiales, Symbiodiniaceae.
AUAGGUCGAGGGGCUCCUUUGGACACAGCAGACGCCAUGGAGUGAGCCAGCGGGCCAGCCGGAAGCGUUCGCCGCUUGGAAGGCGCAGAGGGCGCAGGCGGCUCCAGCUGCUGCUUUCGAAGCUUGGUCUCUUCAAGAGAGGUUCUUCAAAGCAUUUGGGACGCUCGAUGGGUCCUGGCAGCAAAGAUUUGCACAUGAAUGGCUUGAAGGUCGACAUGAGCAACUUGCAUGCGCACGUCACAAAGCCUGGAUGAAAUACCAUUGAGCUUGUUCAUGCCAUGUGCAUUCAUGCCAUGCAUGCAUGCAUGCCUGCAUGGGUGGACAUGGAAUCAUGAAAUCAUGAAUGCAUUGCAUGCGUGCAAGGACAUGGAAGCAUGAAACCUCAUGAGAUCUCAUGACAUGAGUUCACAAAAACAUGAGGCACAUGCAUGCACGGAGUCCUCUAACAAAGCCAGUUCCUCUGUUGCCCCACCGGUAACUUCGCCUGAGGCGCCACCUGCUCCGUCAACAAGUGCUCCAGGCCACUUCGAAGGAACCACGCUUGGCCUUCUUCACCCUGUGGGUCACAACUCGCUUGAACUCUUCCUGCAGGACCCUUGGAAGAAGAAGCUGCCGCCGAAGACGCUGCUGAAGAUGCACCUGGAGGAGCAAAGCGCUGCCGAAAGCGGCAGCAGUAGCGGCGGCUGCAGCUGCGCUGAGUUGGCUCACGGUCAUGAGCAUGAGCAUGAAUCAAGCAUAAUCAUGAAUCAUGCACAUGACAUAUGAAUCAUGCAUGCAUCAACCAUAG